AUGGUACUGAGUUCGAGUGCCCAACAUGUUACAGUUUCUAUAUUAUUUGACUCUCAUCCGAUUGUUGUUUCCGUGGUCUAUGCUAAAUGUAACUAUUUGGAACGUAGAGAGUUGUGGAGCCAGCUCCAACUAGAUUUGCCGACUGAUGACCCAUGGCUUUGUAUUGGGGAUUUUAACAUUAUUCGUGAAGAUAUGGAGCAACGUGGUGGUCGACCUCGAUUGUGGGUGGCCAUGGAAGAUUUUAAUGACUUUAUUGAUUCUUGUGGCCUGACUGAGAUGAAGUCGGUUGGGAGUAAAUUUUCUUGGUGCAAUGGUCAAAAGGGGAUGGCUUGCUCUUGCUCGAAGCUUGAUCGUUGUUUGUUAAACCCAGUGGCUGCCAGUCUAAUGUUUGAGGCGUUCGUGAAAUAA
This is a messenger RNA of Juglans microcarpa x Juglans regia, 408 nucleotides long. RefSeq lists its product as uncharacterized. Bases 1 to 408 code for a protein of 135 amino acids. The transcript has a single exon. The record is from RefSeq and is a predicted model, not a curated record. NCBI's taxonomy places the organism in Eukaryota, Viridiplantae, Streptophyta, Magnoliopsida, Fagales, Juglandaceae.